CACUAAGUAGGUAGGUAUGGUUCAUUGCGUCAAAAUUAGAUCUAGUAAUGCUACUAUAGCUAAGUAUUUGAGCUAUAAGUACCGUUACGACCAACGUGAAGCGCGACCACAAAUGGCGAGCGGAAAAUGUACUUACGUGCUUUAGAGGGUUUAUUGACCCCAAGGACCUAACCACACCGCGAAGGUCGUCCGGCCAGGCCAACCUGCACACCGCUAUCGGUCGCUAGAGGGCAGUUAUGGUCCUACCUAACGGAGGACCUGUGCGGCUCGGACCGGAUUUGCGACUGGUCCGUCACCUCAGCACGGUCGGGACUCGAAGGGGGCGGCGUCAGUCUGCCGCGAGCGCUGCUGGCGGUGGGACCGGCUGGAGCGUGCACGGGAGGUGACGAGUGCCAUGUGACUAGGAGGUGGACUCUGAAGACAAGAACCGUGGCGAUGGAACGCCGCGUUAGCUGUGGUAGCCGGAGCGUUCUCAGACACACGAUGCUCACUGUUUGCCUUCUCUGCGCAUUUCUGACUCUUGGAGGUGUGGUGAUUGGGGAGAACGUCGAUCCCCUCGUGACAUCAGACUCGAAUCCCUCGUCUGUGAUAAGUGUGCGAGACGGUUUGGUGCGACGGGCGCGCUCCCUGGAUAGGACUGUUGGGGACGGGUUAGGUCAUCUACGAGACCUCGAGGGCUUAGGGUUGAACUCAGAGAGCGAGAACAGUAUUGAAGUGACCCCGAGUGCAGAGGUGGCGCCGAGAGUGGCUCCAGUGUCGAGAGACUUCCAGGAAUUAAGCAAUGAAGUGAUAGGUGAGGUGGCCUCUGAAGUGCCCCAUGAGGUGGCUCAAUCGUCAACAAAGGUAGUUCAGUCGGAGGUGACCUCUCAGCGGGGAGGUCAGGGGUCCUUCGAGGAGGCGAGACCCGUACCAGACUUACUUCGUCACGUGUUCAUAGCCGUGAAGACGUCGGGUCAGUUUCACGGCACCCGGCUGCCGCCGAUCCUGGACACGUGGUUCACCACCGCACCCAAUCAGACGUGGUUUUUCUCUGAUAUCGACGAUGCCGAGCUUCAACAGCGCACAGGUGGACACGUAAUUAACACCAACUGUUCGCCAUCCCACCGAAGGGAGGCGCUCUGCUGCAAAAUGGCCGUCGAAUACGACACCUUCAUGGCCUCUGGGAAAAAGUGGUUCUGUCACUUCGAUGACGACAAUUACGUGAACGUGGUUCGUCUGUCAGAGCUGCUCUCUGGAUACAGUCCCCAGCAGGACUGGUACCUGGGCAAGAACAGCAUCCGGGCGCCGCUGCAGAUCCUCGACAGAGACCGGCCAGGGGAGCGGGUGUCAUUCUGGUUCGCCACUGGUGGGGCUGGCUUCUGCCUCAGUCGAGCCCUCGCCCUCAAAAUGGCACCCAUCGCCAGCGGCGGCCGGUUUAUGCGGGUCGGUGACAAAAUCAGACUGCCCGAUGACGUCACUGUCGGCUAUAUUGUCGAGCACCUGCUGAAGGUGCCUCUCUCCGUUGUGGACCAGUUCCACUCACACCUGGAGCAGAUGAAAUUCAUUAGGACCGACCAGCUGAGUAAACAGAUAUCGUUCAGCUACUCUCAGUACCCGGAUGAGGCAAAUGUCGUCAGUCUGGACACACUGGACUCGCAGAGGGACCCGACCAGGUUUUACUCGCUUCACUGUCUGAUUCAUCCAAACGCCACGUUCUGUCCGUCAUGAAGCCGUUCAAAUCGCUAUGAGAAGGUACGAAUACGGGCUAUCACGGGACGUACGGCACGGACCGUCACGGAAUCUGCGAUUGACGGGUCUGCACUGCCACCGUCCUGCAUGUGACGUCAUCCGUGCCCCGUUUUACCACCAAGUGACGUCACCCACCUCUGCGUUUCGGCUCAGCGGCAAAUGCGUCUCCCGCAACACCCAACGCAGCGGCUCUCUACAGUCUCCAAGACGUGAUCAAUCUGUGAUAUGCUGUGACGAGGCUGUUGAUGCGAACAAUACCCGACCGGCCGUUGCCGACAGUGAUGAUACCUGGCGCUCGCGCUGCCACCGCGCCGCUCUGGACCGACAAACGCGACUGUCCGCCGCGCGGUGCGAUCCUUAUCAGCAACGCCAAGGUAAACGGCUCGCGCCCCGGCGAAAAGUCUCUCCGACUCGAAAUCACCGAGGAAACUGGUGGCCCAUUGACGCUUCGCGACUCUUUUACGCCGCCGGACAAUAGGUCGCGGUACAAUCGGACGGUAAUCGGGUGUCGGAGGGUCGUCACUGGACGGGACAGGUGUUGGUUUGGCUGUGGGGCGGACGCGGACGGCGCGGAGCCGUCCAAAAACCAGGCGCGAUGGGCUGUUGUUGCGACCCGCCAUAUGUGUUGGAUGGAUGACGACGCGGCGCUAGUUUGUAUUUAUUUACAUGACGUUUGUCGUUUUGUUAGCAUUGUUAAGUGUGGUGCUGAUUGUGUGAGGCAUGCCGGCUAUGAGAUCUCAUGCGAAGAACUGUGGUGUGAAGUGUGGAAUUGAUCCUUACCGGUUAAAUGUGUCGUGAUGCGCUUGUAGGUAUUUAUGCAGUGACUUUACAAUUAUGGCUGCCCCUCCACACGAUGUGAAACACGCAUGUUGAUAUUGUAUAAUGUUUAGUUAUAGACCGCAAACAAAUGGCAGCAUUCCUGUUUGUCCGAGUAAAUCGUGAAAUAAAAACAUGACAAACGGC
This is a messenger RNA of Amphibalanus amphitrite, 2691 nucleotides long. RefSeq names its product fringe glycosyltransferase-like. The transcript is spliced from 9 exons. Bases 436 to 1707 code for a protein of 423 amino acids. The record is from RefSeq and is a predicted model, not a curated record. NCBI's taxonomy places the organism in Eukaryota, Metazoa, Arthropoda, Thecostraca, Balanomorpha, Balanidae. Gene Ontology annotation, cellular component: membrane. Gene Ontology annotation, biological process: regulation of Notch signaling pathway. Gene Ontology annotation, molecular function: O-fucosylpeptide 3-beta-N-acetylglucosaminyltransferase activity.